AUGGGGGCAAGAAUCUUAACAAAGUUAAAAAGAAAAAAAAGAAAGAAAAACGCAAAGUCCUACGAAUUCUACGUAAGUGAGCUGCAAACGUACCUCAAUUGGGCACUGAGUAACCUGAACAAGUACAAAGAUGAGCUUAUCGACGUUGGAUUCGUAAUAUACCUGGAGAUGUACAUAAAGCUGUUUAAACAGUCGACAAAUUUAGGCAGAGACUUCUUGAUGGAGUUCAUGAACGUGUUCAACAGUAAAUAUGAAAACUACGUCAGCAAGCUCCUGCAGUUCAGGUUUCUGGACCAACUUGACCAGCUGUAUAUACUUAACACAGGAUACAAUUCGUCAAGCAAACACAUAAUCAUACUCUCAAAGAACUGCAAGAGGAUACUGUUAAACUGGCUAAACAUUUACCAAAACAACGUAAUCAACAUAAUACUGAUGGAGAGAGUGGAGUUCAUAGACGGAGAGAUGUUUAACCACUCGUCAGUGAAUGUGUUCAAGCGCUACUUUAUACUGAAGUACGGAAUAGACCCGGAGUCGAUACACAAGUACAGAAAGCCAUUUCUAGGGCUGUACAUAAAGGAUGUGGAAAAUGAAAGCUAUAAAGUGAAUAGCAUGUUGAUAGAGCCAGUAAAAGAGAAUAAAAUACCAUUCGGGCUACCAUGUGAAAUGUACACAAAGGACUACGGACACGAAGUUAACACGUAUUCCCAAGGCAUCAACGGAGAGUUUUGCAGAAUGGAGGACUUUAGGAAGCUGAUACCGCUGCCAAGGCCAGGCUCUCUGAUCCACGAGUCGCUGCGCUCAAUAUAUCAGCUUCAAGUUGAAAAUCGCAACAUGGGACAAAACCCAUACAUUCUAUCGUAUAAUUUUGCUAAUGCAAACAGUAUAAAUUGCUCAACGGUGUCAGACUUUGACGGAAGGUACGCAGCCGCAGGUCAAAGAGACGGGUCGAUAUUCCUGUGGGACUUAGUAAAGUCACAAUGUGAAAACGCAUACACGGACAUUGCGUGUGUCCUGGGAAAGGAUUUGGGAGUGGAGAGCAUAAAUAAGACGUACCCAACGUCGAACAGCACACAAAAGGAAAAUAACGACCCCGAUAAACAAGGAUUUAAAAAGGAUUACCUGAUACUGACAGGGCACGAAGGACUAGUAAACUGCCUAAAAUUCGGAGAAAACGGACAGGUGUUACUGUCAGGAGGGUUGGAUUCGACGAUCAACUUACACACAAUAAGCGAAGGAUUCGAAAAUAAUACAAUCAAGUGCGUAUACUAUAACUCCUGUUACCCAAGUGGCUCAUACGGAAGAGGAUCAGGAGUAACAGGAACAAGAAACAGCAUAAUAGACCUAGACUACAGCAGGUUCGGAUACUACUUCACGAGCUGCGACAUCAACGGGUACUGUAAGCUGUGGUCAACAGACAGAAGCUUCCCAAUAAGGACGCUCAAGUCAAUGUCAGCAAACUACUCAAGCUCGAAGUUCCACCCGAACUCGUCACUGCUCUCAGUGAUAUCGAACGACAACAAGGUGACAGUGUACGACCUUAAGUCGUUCACAUCAGCAAUGCACCUGACACUCCCGAACGUGGGCAGGGCCAGAGGGGCCACGGUGGGAGGAGUCCUCGGCGAAUUGAGCAGCACACACCCCUACGGCGACGGCACCAGCGCCCACGAAGCCUUCAACAAUAACUUCAACGGCAUGACCUGGAGCAAAAACGGAGUUAUUCUGGGCGUAUACGCAAUGAACGCAGUGCUACUCUACGACGUGAGAGUGGGAAGGCCCUUCGAGUCAAUCGAGGUGCGCAAGGGCAACGUGAGCUCAAUCGACUUCUCAUACUCGACGACGCUGCUGUCAGUGACGGACACGAACAACGAACUGUCACUCUGGGGGUUCAGAGUCACUAACACUGAUACAGAUUUCGACAAAUACAUGCUGGCGACGGACACAAAUGGAAUAAGUAAAAAGAACCAACCAAAUAAAAAAUUAAACGAAGAGAGGUUGAAGGACGGAGAAAAGAAACUGCUCAAAUCGUAUAGAUUCAAUAAAUCGUUCCUACUAAGCUCAUCCUUUACGCCGGAAAACGUCCUAAUAACACUCGGAAUCUCAGCAAUUUAA
Molecule: messenger RNA, 2109 nt
Organism: Theileria orientalis strain Shintoku
Lineage: Eukaryota; Apicomplexa; Aconoidasida; Piroplasmida; Theileriidae
Exons: 10
Coding region: 1-2109 (702 amino acids)
Biological process (GO): transcription initiation at RNA polymerase II promoter
Cellular component (GO): transcription factor TFIID complex
Molecular function (GO): protein binding; RNA polymerase II general transcription initiation factor activity
Source: RefSeq, a predicted model, not a curated record